AUGGCGCACACCGAGCAGACGGCACGCAAGUCUACCGGCGGCAAGGCGCCGCGCAAGCAGCUGGCCACUGAGGCAGCUCGCAAGAGCGCGCCGGCCAUGGGCGGCGUUAAGAAGCCUCACCGCUACCGUCCGGGCGCGGUGGUUCCUCACGAAAUCCGCCGCUGCCAGAAGAGCACGGAGCUGCUCAUUCGCAAGCUGCCGUUCCAGUGUCUGGUGCGCGAGAUUGCGCAGGACUUCAAGACGGACCUGCGCUUCCAGAGCAGCGCUUUCAUGACUCUGCAGGAGGCCAGCGAGGCGUACCUGGUCGGUCUGUUUGAGGGCACGAACCUGUGCGCCAUCCACGCCAAGCGUGUGACCAUCAUGUCCAAGGAAAUCCAGCUGGCGCGCCGCAUUCGUGGCAAGCGUGCUUAA
Messenger RNA from Pollicipes pollicipes, 411 nucleotides. Its product is annotated as histone H3-like. The record is from RefSeq and is a predicted model, not a curated record. Bases 1 to 411 code for a protein of 136 amino acids. Gene Ontology annotation, molecular function: protein heterodimerization activity; structural constituent of chromatin; DNA binding. Gene Ontology annotation, cellular component: nucleosome. The transcript has a single exon. NCBI's taxonomy places the organism in Eukaryota, Metazoa, Arthropoda, Thecostraca, Pollicipedomorpha, Pollicipedidae.